UUUUAGGAACUGCUGGGGCCUGGAGAACUGAGAGCGAAGUGAGAGAGCUGUGGCAGUGAGAGUUGGAGUGUGUGAAACGAGUGGCUUUGAGUUGUGAAUUGAAUAAAGAGGAUUAUUGAAACGUGACGCAGAACUGUCUCCUUGUGUGUGCCCGCGUCGUAACGCGGAUCAGUAACAGAGUGUUACAGUGGCGCCCAGCUUGCCGCUACAAUAUGUCAAACCCACAGAACCUCCAGUCAGCUCAGAUACUGGUUCAAACGAUGGCCGAAUUGGCGGCCUUGCAGCAGCAGCAGGUGGUAGUGUACCGGCGUCAUCUGGAAGAUCUGCAGGCCCAGACUGAGCAGCAGACACGGGUGCUACAAAACUUUUUGGCUCAGUUUGGGGCCGCUGCGAUUCCGCCCCAUCUAGACCGGCUGAAACUCUCCUCAGAAGACCAACGUUGCCGGUUCUGUGGUUGCCGCAUGGGAGCAAGACCGCCGGCAGGGGAGGAAGAACAAAACUCAAAUCAGGAACCAGUCAUUCCUUUUCAAUGUAAACAGGAAUAUGAAGAAGCAGCUGGUUUGGUUCAGGUCUUGCCAUCCACAAGUGAUACAGGAAAGAGAAAAUCAGACCUUGAAAGUGAUGCCAGCAGGUUGCAGUCACCAGCUAAGCGACAGCGUCUGUCUAUGCCAGGAUUUGCAGAAGCAAUCAUAUUUUCUGAUGUGAAAAGCAUCAUGACAUUUGUACAUUCCAGACUAAAUGACCAAGACAAACUCAGUGCUUUCUUAAAGAAAAAGAUCAGUGAUUUGGAGAUAGACAAGAGGGAGCUGGUUGGUGUCUUUGGUAAAACUGGGGCUGGAAAGAGCUCUUUGAUAAAUGCCAUCAUCAAAGAAAAGAAUCUUUUACCCUCAGGAAGUGUCAAUGCCUGCACCUCAGUCAUGAUCAAAGUGGAAGCUAACACACGUAGCUCAAAGUAUGAGGCAGAAAUUGAGUUCAUCACAAAGGAGGAGUGGCGUGAUGAGUUGUGGUCAUUUCGUCAGUUUCUUGACAAUAAUAAAAAUCAGGAAAAGGAAGAUGAUGAUUAUCAUGAUGCUGUUGAAAAGCUGUCAGCACUGUAUGGAGAAGACUGGAAAAAGUCCUUUGAAAACCUCAUGGACCGCAAAUAUUUCAAAGAAAUUCCAGAAUUUCUCCAAUCCAGGCAGAAGAUUUUGACAUGUGAAUCAGCUAAUGAACUCUCUGCAAAAUUUGUCAAGUACACAAGAAGUGAUUCAAAACAAGAAGAAGGUAAUGAAGGAAAAAAGUGGUUUUGGCCACUAGUGAAGUGUGUGACUGUCAGGGUGCCAAACAAUCCUUUUCUCCAGCAUGUCACACUUGUGGACCUUCCUGGAAAUGGUGACUGUAACAAGAGCAGAGAUCAGAUGUGGAAAGGGAUAGUUGGAGAUUGUUCUACUGUGUGGAUUGUGACUGAAAUUAAUCGAGCAGCAUCAGAGAAAGAGGCCUGGGAGAUCCUGGAAAGUGUCAGUAGUCUGAUUGGAAAUGGUGGCGAAUGUCAGCAAAUUCAUUUUAUUUGCAACAAGUCUGAUGUUCUUGAUGACUCAGAUGAUCUUUCAUCAGCUGAUAUCCAUGAUCGAAUAGUUAAAAGAAACCUGCAAGCCAAGGAUGGAGUAAGGAAGGCAUUCAACAAACGAAGCAAGAUUAAGAAACACUUCACUGAUGACAGUUUCAAAGUGUUCACAGUGAGCUCCAAAGAGUUCCUAAAAGGGAAGCAUCUAAGUCCAGAAGAAACUGAAAUAACCAAACUUCAGGGAUUUUUGCAAGAGCUCAAUGACUGUCACUCAGAGACAGUAAACUAUGUGAGUGGAGCUCACAGGAUUCUGUCUUUGAUUCAAGGAGCCAACUCCAGAGGAGUGGGUGAUAAAAAAGGCAGGAUUUGUGCAAAACUUGAGAGAAUCACUAUCCUCCAACUUGAUAAUGUCAGAAAAGAGAUGGAAAAGACCUCUCUGGCUUUUGAAAAAUGUCUUGCUGAUGGCGUUGAGAAAUCCAAACGUUCAUAUGGAGAAAAACUCAAGAAUUUCUUGUAUCAAGGAAGGAACAGUGGUUUUUGCGGGGUACUGAAGCAGGUUGUUGAGAAUGGUGGCGUCUACAAACCAAAAAACGGGAAACUAAUAAACCUUAACAUGAAGUUGGCUUCAUGUCUGACUGACAGCAUUGGUGAAGAAUUCAAAAAGACCUUCCUAAAUGACUCAGAAUGUGGAGCAUUCAACGGAGUCAUCAAGACUUUUUCACUUAACACUGAUUCUCUGAUUGAAAAGUACAAAAAUGCUGAACUGCAGCUCAGAUUUCUCAAGACAGAGGAAGAAAAAAUGAAGGCAAAACUGAACAGAAUCAUCCGGAAACAGAAGAAAAGAGUCUACAGCAGUCUGACAGAGACAAUUGAGAACAUUAUGGAAGAAGGCUACAAGAAGGCUGCAGAAUUUAGAGGAGAAGGCAUGCUGUACUGCAUGAGGGAGACUAUUAAGAACCAUGUGCACUCAAAGAAGGACAUGUUUGAGCAGGCAAAAAAUACCAUGUUGGAGAAGUUGCAUGAUUUGACGGAAAACAUCCGGGAGAUUCUGGAGAAAACUACAAAGGAAUCCAUUAAAUGUUCAUUCAAAACUGAUGGGAGCUUACUUCCAGAUGUUUCAACAGAGCUUGAUAUGGUGAAGAAACAUUAUGAUCAACUUGCAGGCACUCCAGAUGAUGAAGUGUCCCUUACUGGGUAACUCCUAAUAUGUUAUCAAUGAUUUGCUGACUGGGUAGAAACAGCAGAAGCCUGGUCACAAACAGGUUUUCCCAGAGGAAGUGCUGAUUAAAACCAAAAAAAAAACCAACAACAACAUCUGAUUUGGUCUCAGUAAUCUUUUAUUUGUUUUCAUUUGGUCUUUUUAAAAGUUGUUUGGUGAUAUUUGACUUUGAUUUUGAGAAUGUCAUUACCAGUGAUUUUGGAUUUUUAUUUCUGUAAGACAUGUAUCUUGUAAUGAUUCAAAUCUUGAGGCUGACAAAGAAGUUUGAGAAAAACUGAAAGAAAUUUACAUUACAUCACUCUACAUAUAGUUCAAAUCUAUCAUUUUAUUUUAUGAGUUUAGUUAUGUUUCAUCCAGAUGACAAUGGCAAUUAUAUAGCACAUUUCAGUACAUGUAAAAUCAGUCUACUUAACACAGAAGAUAAAAACAUGGUAACAUUUUAUAAUACAGCCCACAACUAAGGUGUAAUUCCCCUGUAAUUAAAUGGAAUAUUGAUGUAUUUUAUCUAAAACUACAAUUAAAAUUGUAAUUUUAUUUACCUACAGAUAUUUAAAGGUAGGGAUUUCUAAAAUGUUUAGUAGUAUAAUGUAAUGACUCCUGCAAUUUAUCUUGUAAACGUUGAUUGGUCAGUUAGGGUAAGUAGCUCCAUCUCCAUGCAGCUGCAGGACUAGUUUUAUCUCUUUACAUUGUAUCCAUCCUCAAAUGAUUAAUUUCAGUAGUUCUUUUCACUAUGGAAUUAAUUGUCUGAUUGUGAGGUGAAAAGUAGUUUUUCAUCUCAACCUUUCACACACAAAUGUGUUUUUUGAAAGGUUUUCAUAAAUUAGAGCCACAGCAAAGGGUGUUUGUUUUGAAAUUAUUGAUUUAUUUGUAAAGUUAGAGUUUCUGUUUUUUUUCAAGGACACAUUCAGACUUCUUGUCAUGCUCUUUAUUUGUUGCUUCCUUGCUCCCAACAACCUUUCUAAACUGUCAUCUGUGUUUAUUCUUCACAAUAAAUAUUGAAAUGCUAUUUUAUUAAAAUGGCUUAUAUUA
Messenger RNA from Oreochromis aureus, 3791 nucleotides. Its product is annotated as nuclear GTPase SLIP-GC-like. The record is from RefSeq and is a predicted model, not a curated record. The transcript has 21 exons. NCBI's taxonomy places the organism in Eukaryota, Metazoa, Chordata, Actinopteri, Cichliformes, Cichlidae. Gene Ontology annotation, molecular function: GTPase activity. The coding region runs from base 213 to 2741 and encodes 842 amino acids.